Brassica oleracea var. oleracea is the source of this 2113-nucleotide messenger RNA. RefSeq lists its product as uncharacterized. Gene Ontology annotation, biological process: regulation of transcription by RNA polymerase II. The record is from RefSeq and is a predicted model, not a curated record. Gene Ontology annotation, cellular component: piccolo histone acetyltransferase complex. The coding region runs from base 432 to 2111 and encodes 559 amino acids. NCBI's taxonomy places the organism in Eukaryota, Viridiplantae, Streptophyta, Magnoliopsida, Brassicales, Brassicaceae. The transcript is spliced from 4 exons.
AUUCGCGUAACCCAAAGAAAAAAAAAUCGCAUUGGACACAUCGAACCGUCGAUUAUAUCAUCCAACGGCCAAAACUAAUCAACACUAAAGAUCUCAUUUUUUCCCCCUUUCUUUCUUGAUUGUUGUUUCCGAUCAUAAACCCUAAAAGUUCCCUCUCUUCUCGUCAAAUCGAGAAAUUGGCGAAACGACCAUCUUACGCCUUCUUCACCAUGUGAUCAGAUCUCAAUCAAAAUUUCUCAAUUUCUCUCCCAUUUUCAGAGAUCUAAGUUUGAUCCAAAGAAUCGAAUUGGUAAAGAAUCUACCCCCAUCUCCCUUCAAUUACCCGUUUCGAUUUCCUCAAAAAGGAGAGAUCUUUUCGGAUUAAAGUUCACAGAUCAGUGGUGGGCAUAGAUCAAAAGGAAGAGUCUUUAAGUGAAACGGUGUCGUACGAGAUGGGAAUGAGACGAACCACCAGAGUCUUCGGCGUCGCUAAACCCCCAGACGGAGCAGCCCGCGUCCUCCGCUCUGGUCGCAGAAUCUCUCACAGCGUCGACGAGCCUAAGGCGAAGCGAUCCAAAGGGAACAAAACCUCCAAAGGUGAAGACUUUACUGCCAACAAGCGGAGGAAAGUGAGUAAUGAAGCUGUUGAUAAGAGGUUUGGGAUUGUAUAUAAUAGUAAAAGGAAGACUCUUUCUAACCAAUCUAGUGGUAGUAGUAGUAAUAGACCAGUGAAAAAACCACUUCAAAGCCUCAAGUUUUAUACCAGGCGAAGGAGAAGAAGACUACUCUGUGUUGUUGUUCCUGUGAUUACUCUUAGAGUAGUUUGGUCUUGUAAGGAUUUCUGGUUGUCUACUGUUUUCGGUUUGGUAAUGAGCUACUUGAGGAGGGGACAACAGCUUAGUGCUUUAGCUUCUUUCUUCCUGUCUCAACCUGUUAACGACGUGUUUGCAGAUCAUGGCGUGCGGUUUCUUGCGGAGCCUCCUCUUAGCUCGAGAGGUGUCUGCAGGUUCUUUGGGGGCGUGAAUCGUCUUCCUCUCUUGUCAGUUGAUUUUUCUGCUGUUCCUGGAUGUUUCUUGGAUUUGCAUUUGACUCUAGUUCUCAGAGUUGCACCACGGUCCUUUGCUUUCGUGGAGAGAUGUCUGUAUUUGAUGAACAAUCCUGUUGAAGAGUGUGAUUCGGAGUCUGAGUUAGUUCUAUCUCCACCUUGUAGUCCGAGGAACAGUGGGUUACAUCCGUUAACUGUAGGGAAUGAUGCUCAGUGUAGAAGCAGUUUAGGUUUUGAUAAUAUCCAGAGGGGGAGAAGAAGCUCUUUAAGAAAGAGACGAGGUGGAAGAAACAUUUCGCAAAGUGUACACAAGUACAAUGUUGUGACGCAGCAGAAUGUGAAAGUCAUUCCUAUACCUGGCGUAAGAGAAGUGUGUGGGUAUGCGGAUGAUGAUUCUCCCUUGUUUUCUAUGCCGGUUCAGUAUAUCUCUGUGAAAGAAGAUGAGUUUUCAAGGGCCAUGGGUCGAAGCAGUGCGAUUUACGAGAUGGAUUCUGAUGAUGAAGAGUGGCUGAGGAAGCAGAAUGUGGAAGUUUUUGGUGAAGAAGAAUAUGAAGAAGUUCUUGAGCGAGAUGCUUUUGAGUUGAUGAUUGAUGGGUUUGAGAAGCGGUGUUUCCAUAGCCUUGGGGAUGAUCUAGUGGAUGAGAAAGCAGCCGUUGUUGCUAGGCAAGAGGUGGUUGAGGCAGUGCAUGAUUACUGGUUGAGGAAAAGGAAGAAGCGAAAGGCACCACUCCUUAGAGUUUUCCAGGGUCGUCAUCAAGCGAAGAAAACUCCACGACCUUCCAAAACUGUGUUUCGUAAGAGAAGAUCCUUCAAAAGGCAUGGAAAGGGCAAGCAGCUAAAUCUUGUGGCUCUAAAGAUGGCUGAACAAGAAGCUUGGGAGGAACAAGAGGCUUUUCGUAGAGUGGAAGAAGCCAAGGCCUACGCUGAUGCAACCAUGGAGAUUGCCAUUGCUAGUAGAAGUAGAGCGCAAGUUCUUGGAGAGAAUGCAGAUUUGGCUGUUUACAAAGCCACGAUGGCUCUUAAGAUUGCAGAAGCCAAGAAAGCAGCUGAACCGAUCGAGUUGGCCAGAAACCUAUUCUUGAACUGAUA